AUGCUGCAUUAUUUUGUUGCCGACUAUUGGACAAAGAGACGGCCCAUGGUCAAAACAUCACCAUCAACACAAAAUGAAUUACAACAACAAACAACCACCGAGCAAAAAUCAUCCCCCAUGGUACCCCCUCGCCCAAGUAUGCCAACAGAAAUCACACGAUCCGCUUCGUGGGAGUCAUUCUCAACAACAAGACCAUGUUCAGCCGAUUGGCACAGCAAUAAGCAAUCCUGGUCCUUUAGUGAAGAUUAUGUCUCUUUUCCAAGCCUGAUUGAAGAUGAAAAAGAACCUCAGGCUGCCUCCUCACUAUAA
Messenger RNA from Lichtheimia ornata, 309 nucleotides. RefSeq lists its product as uncharacterized. The transcript has a single exon. The record is from RefSeq and is a predicted model, not a curated record. NCBI's taxonomy places the organism in Eukaryota, Fungi, Mucoromycota, Mucoromycetes, Mucorales, Lichtheimiaceae. The coding region runs from base 1 to 309 and encodes 102 amino acids.